This is a messenger RNA of Drosophila busckii, 2629 nucleotides long. Its product is annotated as endoplasmic reticulum metallopeptidase 1. Bases 23 to 2629 code for a protein of 868 amino acids. The record is from RefSeq and is a predicted model, not a curated record. Gene Ontology annotation, biological process: proteolysis. Gene Ontology annotation, molecular function: metalloexopeptidase activity. The transcript is spliced from 7 exons. NCBI's taxonomy places the organism in Eukaryota, Metazoa, Arthropoda, Insecta, Diptera, Drosophilidae.
GGUAUUUGUUUUCUUGGUUAAAAUGUCCAUUUCCACUUGGGAUAUUACUUCUGAGAAGAAUGCAGGACAGAAGAGAACGACUGACAAGUGGCCCUGGUAUGGUGCACCCAUAUUCUGUGUCAUUUGGUUCACACUCUUCUAUGUGACUGCCAUACCGAGCUUUUACUCCUAUCCCAAAAUGUUAUAUGUACGCGAUGAAGCGAAACAUCCCGAUCAGUUUAUUGGUGAACGUGCUCAAAUACAAUUGGCCCAGUAUGCCAUUAUUGGUAAUAAAAUGGUGGGCUCUAUUGCCAACGAAGUGCAUACGGUGAAUUUUAUACUUGACGAAGUGCGCAAAAUUAUGGCGGAAGCACGCAACGAUCUGUAUGACAUUGAGCCAGAAGUUCAGUAUGCAUCGGGUUCCUUGUACCUUUGGAACACGGCUACCAGCUACGAUAAUAUAUCCAAUGUGAUAGUAAAGAUCAGCAGAAAGGACAGCCCCAGUGAUAAUUAUUUGCUCGUCAACUCUCACUACGAUUCGGAGGUGAAGACACCAGCGGUGGCAGAUGAUGGCGUUAUGGUCGUUGUUAUGCUUGAGACGCUGCGCGUCAUUUCACGCUCAGAGCGUCCUCUCGCACAUCCUGUUGUCUUUCUGUUCAAUGGCGCUGAGGAGGCUAAUAUGCUGGGCUCACAUGGCUUUGUUGCUAAUCACAAAUAUGCAAAGCAUUGCAAAGCGCUUAUCAAUCUGGAUUCAACUGGUUCUGGUGGACGAGAGGUUCUAUUUCAAACGGGUCCUAAUCAUCCUUGGCUAGCUAAAUACUAUAAGAAGCACGCACCGCAUCCCUUCUCUGUAACAUUGGCUGAGGAACUAUUCCAAGCAGGUCUUAUACCCUCCGAUACGGACUUUCGCAUAUUCCGUGACUACGGCAAUAUUCCUGGACUCGACAUGGCGCACGCUCUCAAUGGUUAUGUGUAUCACACAACGUACGACAACUUUAAGAAUCUGGCACGUGGCACAUAUCAAACCACAGGAGAUAACGUGCUAGCACUCACUUGGGCUCUGGCGAAUGCACCCGAACUGGAUAACACCGCAGCCCACGAGGAAGGACAUGCUAUCUUUUUCGACUUUCUAGGCUGGUUUAUGAUUGUCUACAAUGAAUCAGCGGGCAUUGCUAUUAACAUUGUAGUCUCAAUCUCAGCGCUAAUAUGCAUUUGUCUAUCUGUAUUUAUGAUGACCAAGGGAGACGCUGCAGAUGCUCCAAAAGCUGUUGCUAAGCGAUUUGGCAUUAUCUUUGUGGUGCAAUUGAUUUCGGUGGCUGUUGGCUGGGGACUUACUAUACUCAUAGCUGUCAUCAUGCAUAGCGCUGGCCUUGGACAAUCCUGGUAUUAUCACAUAUGGAUGACCUUUGGCUUGUACUUCUGUCCCAUGUUCUUGGGCCUGGGACUACUACCAGCAUUUUAUAUUGAGUUUACAAAGAAGAAAACCAACAUGAAAACGAAUCAGACUAUAGCCUGCUUUAUGCAUGCCCAUUGCAUUUUAAUUGUCAUAAUUUGCUUAUUGAUGACUGGUUUGGGUAUACGCUCUGCAUUCUUUCCAAUGAUGGCAAUAUUCUUCUACACCAUAUCAAUUGUGGUACAGCUGAUUUUAAAGUGGAGCCUAAAGAAGAGUUAUUUUAUGACUACGCAUUUGUUGAGCCAGCUGCUGCCUUUCUUCUAUUACACCUAUAUGAUUUACUUGUUCCUGCUGGUAUUUGUGCCUAUGCAAGGACGCGAUGGUCCGGACAGCAAACCUGAUAUGCUGCUGGCUAUAUUUAUUGCGUUGAUGACAACACAUUUUGCUGGAUUUUUGAUACCCAUACUCUUCAAAUUUCGCAAGUGCAAGAUAUUUAUAUCUAUGUUUGGUGUGCUCACCGUUAUCUUCAUUAUAUUGGCCGUCACUCCUGUAGGCUUUCCAUUCAGGCCAGAAGUUGCAGCCCAACGUUAUUAUGUGCUGCAUACACAACGUACGUUGCACGGUGAGAAUAAAGCUGUUACUCAAGAGUCUGGUUUCUAUGUUCAACCCAUUGAUACACGUUACUCGGAGCUUUACGAUACAACGCUCAAGAAUGUGGAGCCACAGAGCUGGCUGAAGGAAAACUGCGCAGCUGAACCUUAUUGCGGUUUACCACUCUAUAGCGGACGUUGGCUGGACUGGAAAGAUGAAGCACGUUGGAUCUAUACGGAUUCAACGCCCAAUUUUCCAGUAACUACAGAGCUUACUUUCGUUUCGCAACAGUCCUUAAGCGCUAACAAGAAGCGUUAUGAAUUUAGCGUUAAGACUGGUGAUCGCAUCAUUAUUUAUAUUAACCCGCAACCAAAUGUUAAAAUCACAAAUUGGUCAUUUGACGAGACAAUUUUAAAUGAUGGACGCCGUCCACCAUAUUUCUUAUAUCAUGUUUAUUCCAUGGUUAAGACACCAUUUAAUUUCUGGAUGGAAUUUGAGCAUGCAGCGGAUCAUAUAGAAGCACCCUAUGUCAAACUCAGCGUGUCCGUACAUUUUCUAUAUCAUCCCGAGAACUAUACGCAGUCUUUUCGCGAUUUUCUUAGCACGUUUCCCGAUUGGACGUAUACUACAGACUGGUUUGCUUCAUAUGAAAGUUGGUUGUUCUAG